ACUGCAAGGGGCAGAGAGGUGUGCACCAGAGCAAACAUCAGUGCAACAAUGCUAUUUCACUUAAUUUGCCAGCCCAGAUGAUCUCCUGUACCGGAAUAUCGAGAAGUUGUGGCAACUUCAUGUUGUACCUUUUCGAAAUGAGAAAACGGUCGUCAGCUCUCGUGAGUACCAAGAUUCAAUGAACCUUCUGGAAAGGAAAACACGGUGCCUGGAAGUUGAAGGAUUUCACCACUAUGCAUGGUCAGCCUCCUGAGGAAAAUAGGAGCACCAAAGCUAAACAGCUCCACCCAUUCAGUCAUGACUCAUCUAAGGGCAACAGAGAAGUGACUCGACUUAUCGAGCUUCCUGUACUUCAGAGACUCUUGAAGAAUCCCUGGUUUUGUAACUUUUACACGAGGAAAUGUGGGCGCGGCUGUUCAGAAUUCUUCAAGCUAGAACUAUUUAUGCGGCUUUCGGCUUUUAUUUUGAAGGGGGCGUUUUAUUUUGACGACAGAUUACGCAGUUCCGUUUCUUUUCUUUACAUUCUUCACUCUAGAUGUUUACAGGGGUACAGCAGUCACCGGCGCUGUAAGUUGUGGUAAUAGUGACCUCACCUUUGCACUUUUUAAAAUGUCGCGAUUGUAUGUCUGUUAAGUCUUUAGUUUACUUUCAAUUCAUAUAUGCAUGAUUCAGGGUUAAAGUAGCACUUAUAAAAGACUGGAUGACUGUUGCUGUUAAACGUAUUUUUAUUGCCUGUAUUUUAAUUUAAUAUGUUUUACAUACUGUGUUUUUGGGGGUAAUGUAUUUGACUUACAGCAGUAUGCAAAGAUGACCCAGUCCUUUAUUUCUUGUUAUAUAUUUUGAGAAACUGCUCUGUACACCAAAACGCAUCGCUGUACGCACAGUUCUUCAGUAAAACCUUUAAAACUCUGCUGAUGUCCCCAGUGUCUCCUGGCCAAAACCCUGCAUUGGUCAGUUAGAGUAAAAUCAGCAUCAGACGUCUCAUUCCUGUGAACACAAAAACAGUGAACACAACCUUGAUACUAAGAGAGCAACCAGGCGGAGGAAGAGAAAUAUGAUUGCGGCUGUUCUCCUGUUGUGUGCUGUCAGAGCACUCGGCUCUGAUGGUGCAGAGCCCCAGGAUUGUGUACCCAGUUAUGAGGUGGCGUGUUUACUGCCAGUUGAUUAUCUGAAUGAGUCUGAUCCUGUCACGAUGGACCUGUGUAUGGGUAAGAAACUGGUCAUCUCUCUGAAGGGCCUCCCUGGAUCUCCUACCUGCCACUGGAACAGAACAGAUCAUUCAGAAAUGACAAUAAACGGGAGUCACGCCAUGGUUAUAUCAGCACUGUCUGAGAAAGAUUCAGGGACGUACACGCUGACUUGUCAAACAAACUCCGCUCAGUCAUCAGUAACUGUGAAUCUCAAUGUAUUGAGACCUCCAACAAGACCACGGCUGAUGCUGGACCGUGUAAAUGAACGAAUGAUAACCCCCCGUUUUAAAUGCACCUCUGAGGGCUUCCCAAGGCCUGAAAUACAGUGGUCUGAAGGGAAGACAGGGACAUAUGUUACUGUAGGGAAUGAAGGUGCAGAGAGCAGCGUAUCAGGUUCAAACUAUCCUAAGUCUGAAGCGAUGUGUUGUGCUAUUAACACUGAAGGACAAGAAUGCUCUCAACUCUACGACUAUGACUUUGAGACUGCGAGUGGUUCACAAGCUGAGGUUUCUAACUUGACCCUGAGCCCUGGUCAGACUUUACUUCUUCGCUGUCAAAAACGAGGUUAUACUUGGCCAUACCCAGUGUGGGAGAAGGAUGGCGAAAGACUGGAGGCUAGAACUGUAGGAUGUGACUUAAAGAAAGAGAUGUGCAUUAAAAAUGACCGAUAUGCUAGGAGACUGUUUGCCUUCCUUCUCAUGACAUCACUUAAUUUUAACAACAUUGGUACAUACACCUGCCGGAAUCCAGACGGAAAAACUAAAUCUUUUAACAUACAUGUCCAGGCUGAAGGUUUCCUCUCCGCCCAACUGAAUGAGACCAAGAUUUUAUCAGCCGAGGACACGUCCAGCUUCAGCUUGCAAGCCACCGUCUCCUACUAUCCUCUGCUGACGCACUGUUUCUGGGAGGCCCCUAAUAAAACUGUAACGAAAUGCACAAGGGAUACAUGGGUAACAAAGCACAGGAAUGUGAUGCUACAUCAGCCACUCGAGACGGGAGAAUAUAAGUUACACCUGGAGGCUGGAGGACACAAAGAAACAAAGACAAUAUCAGUGUGUGUUGUAGACACACCAAAGUUCAUCUUCACUGAAGAUGAUGAUGAGGUCAUGGUUCAUACGUCAAGUCUUGUGCCAGCCAAUUACUCUUGGCUUUCUUGCUCUUCACUGAAUGACAGUUGUGAAGUAAUUCACUAUGAAACCGAUUCUGACGUCCUUUGUGACAAGACGAUCGAGAGAAAUAUGAGCAAAUACUGGGAAGGCAGUACACUGUAUCUGAAGUUCUGCCUGACGAACUCCUUCAACUCCUGGUGCGACAAGCAUCAUUUAAUUUGGCCAAAGAUUACCCAAAAUAUGCAGCCUAAAGAUCAUCCACAAAAUGAUGGCGACUUGAUGUGGAAAGUAGGUUUGCGUCUGCUUGUGCUUGUGCUUCUGACUUUGGUGGUGGUCUGCGUUGUGCUCGUGUAUUUUGUCGAGAAGAAGAAGCCCCAGUAUCAGCAUGACCAUAUGAUUCCGAUGGUUGGACCCAACAACAGCAAUGAGGAAGCUUGACAAAGCGCGACGACGACAAGACACAGGCGGGCAACGACUACUGCAAAACCAGUGUGACUGAAGACAGCAAAGCAGAAGUGUGUGACUCAUGCUGAUUUUACUGUGUAGAAUAUAUUAAUGGAUUAUUAAUGGAUUAAUGGAUUAUUUUUGGAUUCUUUUACACUGUAUUUUUACACAUUAUAUCAAGUUUAAGCAUUAUACCUGCAUUAAACUGUACUUCAACACUUUCUAUGAA
Messenger RNA from Mugil cephalus (flathead mullet), 2972 nucleotides. RefSeq names its product receptor-type tyrosine-protein kinase FLT3-like. The coding region runs from base 1055 to 2737 and encodes 560 amino acids. The transcript has 14 exons. The record is from RefSeq and is a predicted model, not a curated record. NCBI's taxonomy places the organism in Eukaryota, Metazoa, Chordata, Actinopteri, Mugiliformes, Mugilidae.